UCUCACCGCCGGAUGCACCUCCUCCAGCCUCUCGCCCGCUCCCUCCACCAUAUUCACUGGGUGUCGACCAAGAACGGUCGCCUACAAAUGUUGUCGUCAACCUUCUCACUACCUCCGGAGGAUGGUCGCCGUCAACGUGCCCGCCGCUGCCGUCACUUGACCGCCACCGCAUCCUUAUCCAGGUGCCGCGCCUUCCAGAUCCAGGAUUCAGCAGAAACUACAAGCAUUUUGGCAUCCCUCAUGUGCUGGGUACUGGUGGAAGCAAUGGCUCUACACACAUUUGUUUUGAAUAGGCCAAGCCGUCAAGGUUUACAAGACUUCUCAGAAACAUCACUUCUUACGACGAAGAAAGCAGAGUUAAGCUAUUGACAUUUGACAGUCAAGGUAAUGGAUAGUACGGCAUGCUUGUUAUCAUUUAAUAUUUCACCAAUUUCCGAAAAUAUAGGCUAUGCAUGUCUUGUUUUCUUGUCCUGUAUCAUGCCUUACAAUAUUUGGAUGUUGUGUAUUAACAUGUAAAUGGAAUUUGUAAUUAUUGAGUAAGCUGUAAUUACUGUAAACCAUCUUUUGUCUUGCAUUGCGACACCUAGUGCAUCUGAUUUUUAAUUGUGCUUUCGCCCUUGUUCCAAAGUUUAUCAUGAGUAAUUUUAUGUCAUGGUUUCUCCUAUAUAUUACAGUACCACUAGUAUGCUCAAGAUCAUCUGGUAUGUUUUGAGCCAAUAACUACUAUGUUUGUUCAGUCUGAA
Messenger RNA from Triticum aestivum (bread wheat), 743 nucleotides. RefSeq lists its product as uncharacterized. Lineage: Eukaryota; Viridiplantae; Streptophyta; Magnoliopsida; Poales; Poaceae. The record is from RefSeq and is a predicted model, not a curated record. Bases 13 to 369 code for a protein of 118 amino acids. The transcript is spliced from 3 exons.